CGUUAAUCACAUGGAGAUUUUGGAAAAUUUUCUGAUACUCCUCAGUAGAUCUUCCUUCGUCUUCCUGUGCACGUCGAUUUGUUGAAAUUAUCCCCAGCGGCCAACAAUGAGCAACUCACCAAAGAAGUUUCAGGAAUGCACGUGGCUUAGCUUCCCUGGCUAUGUUUACGAUCUCGUGGUGUCUGCAAUGGAUGUAGCUCUGAAGAAACUCUGUCUGAAAGAUGUCCUUCAACAUUUAGUGCAUUUCUCAAAGGAGUACCCACUCUUAUUCGUCGCGGCUCUGGCAGUUAUCCUGACCACAACGUUUCCCAUUACAAUCUUCUUUCUCUUUGUCAUGUGUUCAGUUGUCUUUGGCUUCACGGGACUCGUGAUAGUUGAGGGCGCAUUGAUAACAACUGGAUCUUUGGUGAUUUGUGGCUUCAUAGGCAGUAUGAUUGUGGUCCUCUUGUUUGCAGCCAGUUCCUUGGUGGCCGGAUACUACGGACUGGCCUACAUCACCAAUUUCUUUUAGCUGCUACUUGAAUGAUUUGAGUAAAUCCCUGUAAUACCAGCAAGUUAUGGUAGAUUACACAGUUGUACUGGUAGAAUUUAAACCCACCUCCCAAUAAAUCCAGGUUUAUUUUGUAA
Phlebotomus argentipes is the source of this 627-nucleotide messenger RNA. RefSeq lists its product as uncharacterized. The record is from RefSeq and is a predicted model, not a curated record. The transcript is spliced from 3 exons. Lineage: Eukaryota; Metazoa; Arthropoda; Insecta; Diptera; Psychodidae. Bases 107 to 511 code for a protein of 134 amino acids.